AUGGCUAACGACACCGACGACAAGCCAAAGACGUUCUCCGUAUCCAAAUACCUCCCCUUCGCGUCAUCGACGACCACCACCCAAGCUUGUGCGUACCUACUGGCUGUGUGCUUAUUCUCGAUAUCCUUCCUCGUCUUCCUGAACAGCAGCGUAUCCUUCGUGAUUACAGACCUUAUUGGAAUCAAAGAUGGCGUAGGAGAUCUGGUAGGAACAUUGGGCUUUGUGGAUGAGCUGGUUGCGCUCUUUGCGUGUCCAAUAUGGGGUAUUCUCUCGGAUAGACUGGGUGUGAGGAAUGUCUGUGUUGCGGGGUAUACUAUUGUUGGACUCGCGCUCUUCCUGUUUGUGCAGGCGAAGAACGUGUAUCCGCAGCUUCUUCUCGCAAGGGUGUUCUUUAGCAUCGGUGGGGCGGCAACAGCCACAAUGGUGACAGCCAUCCUACCUUCGAUGACAGGGAACAAUCAUGAUGCGGAUUCUGUGAAGGGACAUGAGGGACAUGAUAGCUCGGAAGGGGUACCAGGUCGUCGCAGUAUUGCUGCGUCUCUCGACUCGGAAGUUACUAUUACUCCGUCAAACUUCAAUGGGAGGUCAAGCCCUCAAGCUUCGAACGGACAUACAAGAAAGACUGCAUCCAAGACCUCAUCGAGUCCGCCUCGGCUGGCUGGAUUGGUGGGUGUAUUUACUGGUUGCGGAGCUCUAGUAGCUCUGUCUGUUUUCCUUCCAUUACCCGCACAAUUUUCUCAUCUGAAAGGAAAGACGCAAGGCCAGGCUGUAGCUGAUAGCUUUUAUGUGGUUGGCGCCGUGGCCCUCAUUGUCGCAUCCUGUUGCUUUUUUGGAUUGCGCGGAUUGGAAGGAGAAGAGGGGAAGGGUUGGCGUCUACUCCUUGGGAAGUCCCCAUCUCACGAUUACGAGGCUGUGCCUUCAGACGAUACCCAAGGGCAAUCAAGAGCUGUCAACCCCCCUUCCUCCCAUAUUGGAAACUUUUACUCGAUUCUACAUGCUCAAAUUGGCUUAGGCUAUCUCGGUGGAUUUAUUGCUAGAGCAUCUUCCGUGGCCAUCUCAUUGUUCAUUCCUCUUUAUAUAAACGCCUAUUUCAUACGAAAUGGGUUCUGUCAAGGCUCACCAAAUGACCCCUCGCCAGAGCUAAAGAAAGAAUGUAGAGCAGCAUACAUUCUUUCAGCUGAGUUGACGGGAGUCUCGCAGCUCAUAGCGCUUCUUUGCGCGCCUUUGUUUGGAUACUUGUCCGAUAGAUACCGUCGAUUCAAUAUUCCACUUCUCAUAGCAGGUGUUUUUGGCAUUGUUGGGUAUACAGCUUUUGCGAGGCUUGUUAGUCCAGAGCCCAAGAAUGUUGAUGGCAGAGGUGGAAGCCCUAUUGUCUUUUUGAUAGUGGCCUUGAUUGGCAUCAGCCAGAUUGGAGCCAUCGUCUGUAGCCUUGGUUUAUUGGGCCGCGGCGUUCUUGGAGAUGAAGGAGGCUACAAUCUUUCCUCACAAUUGGGAGGACCUCAAACAACUCCAAUAGUCAAUGAUGCUAACGAGACUGAACCCCUCAUUGCUUCAUCGUUGGCACCAGUGCAGACUAAGUCCAGAAGUCAUCUCAAAGGUUCCAUUGCAGGGGUAUAUUCCCUUUCGGGAGGUGCAGCCAUAUUACUGCUCACGAAACUUGGAGGCGCUUUGUUCGAUAGUCUAUCCCCCGGGGCCCGUUUUACAUGA
Lachnellula hyalina is the source of this 1707-nucleotide messenger RNA. RefSeq lists its product as uncharacterized. The transcript has 3 exons. Gene Ontology annotation, biological process: transmembrane transport. The coding region runs from base 1 to 1707 and encodes 568 amino acids. The record is from RefSeq and is a predicted model, not a curated record. NCBI's taxonomy places the organism in Eukaryota, Fungi, Ascomycota, Leotiomycetes, Helotiales, Lachnaceae. Gene Ontology annotation, molecular function: transmembrane transporter activity.